Loxodonta africana (African savanna elephant) is the source of this 1695-nucleotide messenger RNA. Its product is annotated as olfactory receptor 8K5-like. The transcript has a single exon. Gene Ontology annotation, cellular component: membrane. Lineage: Eukaryota; Metazoa; Chordata; Mammalia; Proboscidea; Elephantidae. Bases 1 to 927 code for a protein of 308 amino acids. The record is from RefSeq and is a predicted model, not a curated record. Gene Ontology annotation, biological process: G protein-coupled receptor signaling pathway; sensory perception of smell. Gene Ontology annotation, molecular function: olfactory receptor activity; G protein-coupled receptor activity; odorant binding.
AUGGGCCCACAGAAUCUAACAGUACUGACUGAAUUCAUUCUAGUGGGAGUCACAAGGCGCCCUGAGCUGCGUCUCCCCCUAUUUGCAGCCUUCCUUGUCAUCUACUUCAUCACAGUGGUUGGAAACAUGGGCCUGAUCAUCUUGACCAAGGCAGACUCCCACCUACAGACACCUAUGUAUUUUUUUAUCAGACACCUGGCCUUCAUUGAUCUUGGUAAUUCUACUGCUAUUUAUCCCAAGAUGCUAGCAGGUUUUGUUGUGGAUCAAAAUACCAUAUCCUAUUAUGCAUGUGCCACACAAAUGGCUUUUUUCAUUCUGUUCAUUAUCAGUGAGCUCUUCAUCCUAUCAGCCAUGGCCUAUGACCGCUAUGCAGCCAUCUGUAACCCCCUGCUCUACAAUGUUAUCAUGUCCCAGAAACUUUGCUAUGCACUCGUGGGCAUUCCAUAUCUCUACAGCACCUUUCUGUCCCUGAUGGGCACCAGUAAGAUUUUUAUAUCGACCUUCUGUGGCUCUAACAUCAUCAGUCAUUUCUACUGUGAUGAUGCUCUCUUGAUAGCUUUACUCUGCUCAAAUGCGCAAGAAAUAGAAUUGUUGAUCAUAGUAUUUUCAACACUUAAUUUGAUUUCCUCCCUUCUGGUAGUCCUGGUCUCCUACGUGCUGAUUCUGACAGCUAUAUUUCAAAUGAAUUCUGCUGAGGGCAGGAAAAAAGCUUUCUCCACGUGUGGUUCUCAUCUGACAGUGGUGGUCGUGUUCUAUGGAACUCUGUUAUUUAUGUAUCUUCAGCCUAAAUCUGCUCGUUCCUCUGAUACUGACAAAAUGGCGUCCGUGUUUUACACUUUAGUCAUCCCCAUGCUGAACCCUUUCAUUUACAGUUUGAGGAACAAAGAAGUAAAACAUGCCUUUAAUAGGGUCUUCAAGAAACGAUGAAAAUUUUGUAUUUGAUAUUCAAUACGUAAUAUUGUUUUAAUGAAUUUUGAAAAAGGCAAAGGCUGCUUAAUAAUAUUUUUAGUAUAUAUAAUUACUUUCUCUUUAGUUCCAGACUAAAGACAAAUUAUAAAACACAUAUGAAUGGAUUGUUUUCAUUAUGUUCAUCCAAAUAUAUUUCAAUCAUCAUAUUUUAGAUCUCAAAUUAAAUUUUCUUGUUUCUCUUUCAAUGUUUUCUUGUGUUAUUCUGUUGAAGCGCAGACUUCAUCCAAUGGAAAACGUAUUACACUCUACAUCAGUAAUUAUGUGUGUAUAUUGUUGUAAGUGUUUUUAUAAGGAUGGUAGGGGUCUUCUGAAUCUUAUUUUCAUUGCAUUUUCUGUUUUUUGUUUGUUUGCUUUUUUUUAAACUUUGAUUUAAAUGAGAGUUUGUGAAUCAAGUCAGUCUCUCAUACAAAAACUCAUGCAUACCUUGCUAUGUACUUCCAGCUGCUUUCCCCCCAAAUGAGACAGCACACUCCUCCUCUCCGCCCUAUAUUGCCCUUGUCCAUUCAGCCAGCUUCUGUCCCCCUCUGUCUUCUCAUCUAUCCUCCAUACAGGAGAUGCCCACAUAGUCUCAUGUGUUUACUUGAGCCAAGAAGCUCACUCCUCAGCACUAUCAUUUUCUGUCUUAUACUCCAGUCCAAUCCCUGUCUGAAGAGUUGUCUUCAGGAACGGUUCCAGUCAUGUGCUAACAGAGAGUCCUGGGACCCAAGACCUCUGGGGUUCCUCCAG